AUGGAUAAAUAUCUUAAUAAAAGACCUCGAGUUUCUAUCGGUUCUUCUAGUGCUAAUGUUGAGCAAGAACCACAACAAUUGGGAAAUAAUGUGGUAGUUGAAAAUAAUCCGGACGAGAUUGAAAUUGAUAAAGAGAAAAUUAAAGCCGACCCCGGAUUACGAGACUCUAUGGAUAGUUUUGAUGUGAAUAUUCGGGAUCGUAUUCCUAGAGAAUAUGUUGCCAAAGUCUGUGGAUCUUCUUGCAAAAGGGCAGAUAUACUCCGACAAAAUGAAUAUGAUAGAAUGGUUGAAAUGAUUGAGAAAGGGGAAAUCAGUUCAGUCAAAGUACUUGAAACAGUAUUUGAAGAUGGGGUUGAUCCAGAAAUAAGUGGCAAAUCUAAAGGGUUGCUUCAAAAGAUGGAAAAUUUUGAUUUUGUGUUUCUCAUGAUGUUGAUGAAACGCUUGUUGGUGACUGUGAAAGAGGACUUGCAAGCAUUUCGAGAAUCUGGAUGGGAUGAUUUCUUGCAAGAAGUGGAAGCAUUUUGCCGGGCAAAUGAAAUUGAUGUUCCUAUCAUGGACGACAUUGUUCCAAGACGUAUUCGCAUGAAGAAUGAUGGAAAAACUAUUGCAAACUAUCAUUAUUAUCGUGUUGAAAUUUUUUGUCAGGUUGUUGACUUAAUUAGUCAAGAAAUGAGGAAUCGUUUUUCUGAAUCCAGCACCGACUUACUUGAAUGUAUGGUAUGCCUUGAUCCAAGAAAUCAUUUCUCCAAUUUCAAUGUCGAUAAACUUGUUCAUCUUUCCACUCUUUAUCCGGAAGACUUUUCAUCCAUGGAGCUUAGCUUGUUAACUCAAGAACUUCGAAGUUUCGUGAGUGAUGCAAGAACAGAUACACGUUUCUCAGAUGUUGAAGAUUUAGGAACUCUUUCACAGAAGAUGGUUGAAAUGAUGAAAGAUAAGAUUUUCAAAUUGGUUUAUCGAUUGAUAAAAUUGGUCUUACUUUUACCAGUAGCGACAACAUCUGUUGAAAGAGUGCUUUCUGCAAUGAAAUUUGUGAAGUUAGAGCUGCGAAAUAAGAUGGGAGAUGACUGGUUAAACGGCAGUUUGAUGGUAUAUAGCGAGAAUGAGGUGUUUGCAACUAUUCUCAAUGAAAUGAUUUUGAGUCGUUUUCAGAAAAUGGGUACUCGAAGAAGCCAACUAUCUCGCAUAGCAUAA
Messenger RNA from Salvia splendens (bonfire salvia), 1191 nucleotides. RefSeq lists its product as uncharacterized. The coding region runs from base 1 to 1191 and encodes 396 amino acids. The record is from RefSeq and is a predicted model, not a curated record. The transcript has 5 exons. NCBI's taxonomy places the organism in Eukaryota, Viridiplantae, Streptophyta, Magnoliopsida, Lamiales, Lamiaceae.